GACGGCCCUCCCGAGUCAGCCAUCUUUCAAUUGUGCUCUCAGCCGCCGUCGCCCGCAGCAGCUUUAGCGCCUCCUCGCUCUUCCUCGCCUGCUCGGCAGCCGCGCUCAGCCUCAGCGGACGGGGGUAAGUCGUCAGCCUCGCUCCCUCCCGCGGCGGCGGCGCCCCCCCUCCCGCCAGCUUAGCCAGGGACCCCUCCGGGCUGCCCCCCGAACCUCUCCGGCAAACUUCUGGGAAGAGCUGCGGUUGGGGGGCAGGCGAGUCCCCAGCGCAGCCGAGGAGACGGCUCCUUCGCGCAGGGCCCCCCAGCCCCACUUCGCGCGGCUCCUGCCCCCCUCCAGCGCCCUCCCCGCACCCCGGACCCCCACCAUCCUCCUCCCCAGCCCCUCACCUGCCCCCUCGGCCCCUCGUCGCCCCGCAUCGGAGCUGGGAAGCGGCUGCAAACUGGAGCCAGUUGCCAGCCCGGGGAAACUCGCCUGCCUGCCUGCCUUCCCUGGCUCCCCACAGUUGUUGCUCAGCUUCACCAUCUUGUCUCUUUUCUCUGGUCACCGACCAUAUUUUUUUCUCUCCUAUUGCAUAAAAACAAUAAAAAGGGGAGAAAUGUGCCCAGGAAACGAUCCAAACCCAGCGCGAUUUGGGGGGAUUCUCGGUCCAAACUUUUCCUCUCCCCGGUAGCCCGUCGGACCCCACAUAGUUUGGAGCUGCUGGGGGAUUUUUUUCCGGGGGGUUGUUAUUGUGUUGCUAUUUUAUUUUUUUAUUUUUUCCCCCUCCCCGUCUCUCUCUUUCUCUCCCUGCAAUAGGGAGUCUAAGGCUGCAUUUCGUGAUUGUUUCCAUUUUGUUGGGGAUGAGUUUGCCAGCGAGAGGCGCUUGGGAGCGAGGCAGCCUCAGCACUGGCAAUUGGGCAGGCGGGAGCAGCACCGAAAAACCUGACCCCCCAAAAGUUCGUUGCUUUCUUGCACUUAAAAUCUGACGUGGUAUUUCCCCCCUUCCUUUUGUGGAAUAAAACCUGGCUCGUCUACGGCUUCCAUUUGUUUUUCCUUCGCGCGCACGGCAGGGCGAGGGGAACGGUGGCUGCUUUGCAGGAGAACACUUUAAGGCUUGGGAGUCCCCCUGUUUUCUUUUCUGUUUUUAAACGGAUUUUUGUUUUUUGCUCAAUGCAAGCCUUAAAUCAGCUGCACGUCCCCCGGCGUUUUCGGCAAUUAUUGGCACUUUUUCUGAGCCCACGGGAGGGGGUUAGGAACCGCUUGUGUUGUGUUGGAAUCGCCCCUCUCUCAUCUUUUUGACUGCUGCUGCAUCGCUCCAGUUUUUUGCCCUGGGCAAGGGCUGCAUUUUAGCAGGCUACUACAAUCCUAGGCAUUUAUUUUACUGUUAAAUAAAUUAGAUCCCCCCUCCCUGACCAUUUUACCAUCCAAUCCAGCACUUGCAAGGGAAAGGAUUUCUUUAUGUGGCAAGCUCGCAGGCGGGGAAGUCUGCUGCUUGGCUUGCUACCGGAGGUGUGGAUCCGCAGCUUUUUAAUCGCUUAAGGUUUUGGAGGUCCUUAACAUCGGAUGCAUUGUUGUUGUCUUUGCAAAGGCAGUUUUAAAAACAAAUAAAUCUGCAUUUUCGGAAACCCUUUCCCCCCCUCCUCUGGUGGCUGCUGUGUGGCGGUAUAGUGAUCGCGUGGGUGAUUUCUUACCGAUAGGUGUAAGGAAGAGAAGUUCGCGGGAACAUGGCUCGUACCAAGCAAACUGCCCGUAAAUCCACCGGUGGGAAGGCGCCCAGGAAGCAACUGGCGACAAAAGCCGCUCGCAAGAGCGCGCCCUCUACUGGUGGGGUCAAGAAACCUCAUCGCUACAGGUAUAGAAAUGACCGCGAACAAAAGUAUUGUGAUGUUAUAGUCCCCAAACAACGCGGAAAUGUUUAUCGGAACGCAACUUUUUGCUUCGGGGAUUUUUAUUUUUAAAAUCUUUCACAUUGAAUCGGAUUAUACUGGCAAGGUCUCCGUUGUUUCUUCUCUUGACGGAAAAAGAAAAAUGUCAACAUAAAAAUAUUUUAUAUUGAACAUUUCCUCCGAAAAAAGCUGUAAGAUCGCCUUUGAUAGUAAUAUAUCAAUGGUAUUGAUUAAAUGGAUUUUAAAAAUAAAAUCUGAAAAUCGCAAUAUUAAGUUUUAAAAAACAAAUCUGGUUCUGUCGUGUUUAGGAUGUAGUAAUAGGGCUUGCUGAUUAAUGAAGGUGUUGGAAGAAGCCUGCUUUAUUUAAAACUUGCCGAGCCUGAUAAUUUUUCAUUUAUUUAAAUUAGUUUAGCUCCUCAGCUGUUACUGUAAAACUGAUAUAAUUUGUUCAUAGUACCACUAGAGGGCAGUAGCUGCCUCCAGAUAAGCAGGUAAAUAGCAGGCUUUACACUUUUAAAUGUUGUUUUUAAGACUGUGUAUACACAAAUUGAUAAAUUGUAAUUACUGAUAUUCUUCUAGUAGCCAUUUUUCUCAUCAGUUUCAUAAUAUUUACAUUGCAUAAAGAGGACAUAAAGAAAAAUGAGUACUGAGAAGAGACUCUUUAAUGGUUUCUAGCAUUCUGUUUUGGACCGUUCUUUUUAGCUGAAACCUAUGUGACUUAUUUUAGCAUGUCACUACUUCGUUUUGUAGAAGUUGGUCUUGCACAAAAUGUUCUUGUAUGCUCAUGUCUCUUGAAUGGAACAGUUAUUCAAACUUUCAUUUCUCUCUGGAAUUUUGUAUGCUCUAUUUUUUGGAGAUGAAGACAAAAAGCUUAUUUGUCUUGUUUCUUCUUCUUUGUUUGAUCAUUUAAAGGCCAGGUACUGUGGCUCUUCGUGAAAUCAGGCGUUAUCAGAAGUCAACCGAACUUCUGAUCCGCAAACUUCCUUUUCAGCGCCUGGUGCGUGAAAUUGCUCAGGACUUCAAAACAGAUCUGCGUUUCCAGAGCGCAGCUAUUGGUGCUUUGCAGGUAAAAAUCAUAUUGUAUCUUACUAGCUGCCCUUAACCCCCCAAAUGGCAAGAUGCCCCUUAAUAGAACUGAUAAUGCAUGUCUGAACAAUAUAAUUUCAGGUGAGUACUUAUCAGUGUUUUCCACCCCAUAACCUUAUAUAUGAACUUUGUUUUCAAUUAGCCAUUUUGUGUCCCAAAUUGUUUCUUUCUAAGUUACAAUUAUCUAGCUUUUAAAAAGACAUGGGGAAAGGUGCUUAGAGGUAAACUCUUUCUACCAAAGUAAUUCAGCUGACUUUUAAAAAUAUAUACAUGAGACUUAAUUUACAACUGUCUCAGACAGGACACAUGUGGGUAUAGCUUUACCAUCACAAAUGACAUGAAAAGCCCUUUCUAGAGUGCAGCCAUUAACAGCACUGUGCCGUUAGUACGUGAGGGAGUAUGUGAUUGGUUACUUCCAUACGCUCAUCUUAUUGGUUGAGCUGUUUCUAUGGUUAGUCAAAACUUCACGCAAUUGGUGGGUUUCACAAGUAAGCAUCCAUGUGUUUGUAGGUGCGCAGAUAACUACCAGCAUUUGGGAGAACUAAAGUAAUUCACCUCCUUGAGGAAGAUCUUAAAACUUGAAAUGUUGGAACAUAAGGAUUUCAAAAAUAGAUCUACUAAAGGAACUGCAAAUGAAUCCAUUAUUUCUUUCCACUACCCUUCAAGAUUCAUUUUUUUAUUUUUACUCUGCACAAAGGUUGACCCAAACCAUUUCUGAGAUUUGUCAGGAAUAUGAUCUACGUUACGCUGCAUCAGAAUACUUAGCAGCUUCUGCCUUUGUCAAGCCUCCAAGUAACUUCCACAUACCUUUCCUCUUUCCACACAUCGUUAGGAAGAGCAAGGGGUACCUGUUAGGAUGUGGUUGGGAUACACCUGGUAUGUGAGAUGUACUUUUUGAGCCCUUCUGUAAGAUAACCAAUUGAAGACAGAAUGCUGCAGUGGGAGGACCUUGGUCUGAUCCGGCAAGACAAUUUGUAUGUUCUCCAACGAAACACAAAGCUUGCAUUAGUGUUAGAUAUGGUGAUUUCCAAAUAUGGAGAGGGAACUUGUGCUGUUUUCUAAUUCUCUUUCUUGGUUUAUUUCCACAAAUUACUGAUGUGUAAGUAGCUAUAUGUGAAGAGCAUGACACUACCAGUUCUAGGCAGAUCCAGUGUAUUUUCCAAAAGCAGAAAGGCACAUUAUCCUUUUCCAUGCAACACUUAUGUGCACAAGAGUGAUGUAAGCAUGGCUAGGUUGUGGUGAGGACAACAACUUAACAAGGGAGAAGCAGCCCUUAGUUUGUAAGCGCUACACUCAGGGGGCAGAGAGCAUUUAAUACUUUACAGACCUAUUUGACAUUCUCAGAAGCAGUUCCCAGACAGAACUGAUUUGUCAGUCGUGGGACUCACAUAAACCCAAAUGUUUUGCAGCAUGCUUUGCCUGCUCUGUAUGAUGUAACACUGUCACCUCCUGCUCUAAAGGGACAGAGGUACAAGAAAGAAGUCCAUUAGCCAUCCUAAGAAUAAUGUCGGCAUAUCACAAGAUUUGUGAUUGAAACAUGUACAGUUCUACACAGCAUAUGCAGAAUUCAAGCUAAAACAGGUGUCUAAAAAAUUCAGCACAGUCUAGAAUCCAGACUCUAGAUGAAGCCUGCCUUAUUUGUGGCCCAUCGACUCUUAACACAACCCACCAUCACGCUGGUGCAUGACCCCCACUAUGUUUGCAGUCCCAGACUGAUUACCAAAGAAUAGGAAUUUUAUUGACAGCCGUAUAGGGUCAACAGGCUGCACUUGUCUUGUGUACGGUCCUCCAGCCAGGGUGCUAUGAGGUUUCUGGCUACCCAUUGCCAGAUUAUGAUUUUUAAAGCAACACUGAAUGGCUGAGAAAUCAGAGUGCAGCAUGGACAUCAAAGAAAUCGCUUUAUUGUUGGUAAAAAGUAGCAGUGGUGCUGCUGCUUCAUAAAACCCACAAUACACCUAUGUUCCUUGGCCAGAUCCUUGUCCAAUCCUGACCUUAUUUUAAUCCCAGGAUGAGCAGGCAUUAGGCUUUAAUUUUUAUACCACAACCCUGAGACCUACCAGCCUUAGCCAGGUGCAUAUAGUGGCUCAGGAGGGAUAACAUAAUGAGAAUUAAGGACAGCGUACCUCUGAGCAUAUGCCUGGUCCAUAUUAAAAAUCCACAUCUAUCUUCCUUUCUUUCAGUAUCCAAAAUUAGGGUGGAGUGGGAAAUACCUAUUAAUUGUUGGUUUGCUAGAUAGUUCGGAGCCAGAAAACAUGACCGUCAUACUGUAAAUCCCCCAGAGAUGUAUCAGUAGAUCCUGAUCUCCCUUCUGCCUUUCCUGUGAAGAUGGAUUCCAAAGUUUUAUACAGUGCUUGUGCAAGCAGAAAACAGCUUGCACAAACAGCCUUUCCUCUUGCCUCCACCUGCAGAAGGUUUUUUCCCUUUAAUUUGGGGGGUGGGGAGCAUCUCCUGAGCAGUGGGGCUUUCAGUCAUGGCUCUGUGGGAACAUGCCCCAAAUCGGGCAGAAAGAGUCCCUCUGCCUGAUUUUGGAUGAUUCUCCACCCAUUUCACUUCAGUCCUUACAACAUGGCCCCCAUUAUUCAGGAGGGCCCCCAACCCUCUGAAGAGGGUUUUUGGAAGUUACAAGUAGGAGGACGCGAAUAUCUGUUGUGUAAAGAGCAUUAUGCUCAAGUAACUACUUGAAACAAUCCUUUAACCGUUGUUGCCCCUGUGGAAGAGUUAACUUGCUACAAACCGCCUUAGUGGUGGAUUAGGAUCCAGUAGGGGCUUUUGUUUUGCAAGCUACAAGAACAGAAUGCUUUGGAGAAGAUAAUACAUACAUUAAUUAUGAUGGUUAAUGCCCAAUCCAGGUGUGGAAUCAAUCAGAGACAGGAUUUUAUAGUUGGGUGUAUCAGAACUCUAGGGCUACAAUACCUUUUUUUCUGUUUACCAACAUUUAUAUACCACUUGAUUUUAACACAACCUCUAAAUGAUUUACAAGGAAUAUCUUGUAAUUAAAACAUGGAACACACAUUUAAAAUCAGCAGUAAACUAACAAGAGAUUAAAGCAUGCCAAGAUCUAUGUGUGGAUAGGCUUUUUGGCAGGUGCCAAAAAGGAUACAGCAAAGGUACCUGAUGUCAGACGUCAAUAGGCAGAAAGCGCCAGAUUGUAGGUGGUAUCUCACCAAAAGAUGUAUUUUCCCCUCCCAAUUGCAUAAGACAAUUUAGAAGAGAGACAUAGCGAAAGUGUGCCAAUGUUUGUAAUUACUUGAGAGUCUGUGCGCUAUGGUUAAAACAUCCGAAUUAUUUUCUUCUCUCAACAGGAGGCAAGUGAGGCCUACCUGGUUGGCCUGUUUGAAGACACCAACCUGUGUGCUAUUCACGCCAAACGUGUCACAAUCAUGCCAAAAGAUAUCCAGCUAGCACGCCGCAUACGUGGAGAGCGUGCUUAAAUUCUUCUAAGAUGGAUUUGUCAUUCUCAAAACAAAAUAAAUCUCUUCUUCCUGUUAUUGGUAGUAAUGAACGUUAGAUAUUUUUUUCCAUGGGGUUAAAAGGUACCUAAGUAUAUGGUUGCAAAAAUGAGGGGGAAAAAAUAGAGGACAGAAUCGGGUAUUGGCAAGAUCUUUUUCAUUUUCAUUUGUGUGUGGAUUUUUAAUAUAAAUGUGGGGACAUAUAAUGCAUUAUUGCUAUCAAAAACCAUUUCAGUGAACAUAUUUCAGCAGUUCAACUUUAUAACAAUUAUAAAUAUGCCAGUCAAACUUUUCUGGACAAUGCCAGCAUUUGGAUUUUUUAAAAAAAUAGGUAAAUUUCUUAUUGAUGGCAACUAUAUGGUGUCUGUAACAUUUUUAUCAUACAGUAGAUUCCAUCCAUUCGCUAUACUUUUCUAACUAAGUUGUCCUACAUGCAAGUACAUGUUUUUAAUGUUGUCUGUCUUCUGUGCUGUUCCUGUAAGUUUGCUAUUAAAAUACAUG
Messenger RNA from Podarcis lilfordi (Lilford's wall lizard), 6904 nucleotides. Lineage: Eukaryota; Metazoa; Chordata; Lepidosauria; Squamata; Lacertidae. The record is from the annotation of a GenBank genome assembly.